Messenger RNA from Filobasidium floriforme, 1929 nucleotides. RefSeq lists its product as uncharacterized. The transcript is spliced from 5 exons. Bases 255 to 1502 code for a protein of 415 amino acids. The record is from RefSeq and is a predicted model, not a curated record. Lineage: Eukaryota; Fungi; Basidiomycota; Tremellomycetes; Filobasidiales; Filobasidiaceae.
GCCUUUUACCGGUCCCCCUUGCCCCGCUGUGUCGGCUCGAUCGGACCGGAUGCAAUUUCGGUCAAGUCCGACAGGGAAGAGCCGAACCGUACCAUUAGGAUAUUUCGUCGAGUCACUCAAAGUGACACUUCUUCCUCGACUUGACUCGGAAACAUGUUGAUACAAGCGGGCCAGUUGAAUACUCAGAAGAAGGGGUAACCUGCUCUUGCUCGCCUUUCUGCAAUCCUGCAAAUCUGCCGAUCGAGUGCUAUACCAUGUCGGCCGACCUCACCGUAGUACUCGCUUCCCCAGCGCAAAAACGGGCAUGGAGACGCAACGCCUGGGAGUACUGGAUGAAGCCAGGAGGCAUGUCCGAAGAAAGUUUUCACGAGAACCAGGAUUGGCAAGAGGCUGAAGGGAGGCACACUCAAGAUGAUCGGGCUCUGAUAUGGGCUUUAGUACCUCGAUCAGAUCUGCAGACGACCAACAUCCUGGCAGCAUCCAGGACGCUACGGAGACAAGCUCGUUGUUACGAUGCCGAAUCGGGUCAGAUGCAGGACGUGACCUCUUACUGCGUGACGGGGGUCAUCACCGCGCCUGAACAUCGUCGCAAGGGCUACGCCCGGCAACUCAUGUCCACCAUGCACUACAUCCUCGGCCCGCACGACCAUCUUCCCUCAUGGCCCAUCGAGACUCUAGGUCCCCCGCCUAGCAUUCGUACGAUGAGGAACGACGCGUUCUAUUCGAUACUAUGGUCAGACGUCGGGGAGGACUUUUAUCGAUCCUGCAAGAUCGGGGAUAGGGAUGGGUGGGUGACGAGGCUGGAUGAAGAGUUGGUCUGGGAUAUCAAGAUCGAGGAUCGACAAGAACGAGCGGCAGCAGUCGACCUGGAUCUGAGCGGGGUGCGAUUUCUACGGGAGUGGAAUGCUGAGUUGGUACCGCCCGCGCUGGUCGAGUCGUACGAGACCAAGCUCUUAAAGCAAGCUGCAGGCAACCUGGACCACAAAGAUUCGGUAUCGAGGACCAGGAAAACAAAGUUCAUCCUCGAUUCCGCCAACUCUCCAGGCUUGAUCAACUAUUACCUCGUCCGCGGGGUCCAGAACAGGUCGUCGUCAUCGAAAUCAAAGUCUGCUGUCCCCAAGCCAGAGACGGAGACGUUCGGGUUCGUCGACCAGGAGCGUGGGAUAUGGGCCGUCUGGCUCGUCGAUCUCAACGACGAUGGUACGAAGGCCACGUUGAGGGUUACCAGUAUCGGUGUCCUUUCCUUGGGGGAAGAGGAAGCCAAGCUCGGGGACGAUCUUGUCAGGUUGAAGGCGAUCAUCCUGAGCCAAGCCAAGAACAUGGGUUGUGACGAGGUUACACUUUGGGCCUUGCCUGAGCGAAUCCAAAAGCUGUGGAAGGAGAGCGAACCGACGAUGAAGCUGGUCAAGAGGAAAGAACACCUGGGGGCGAUCGCUUGGUACGGGGCUGGACACGGGGACGAGGUGCAGUGGGAAGGUGGACAAGAGUUUACGUGGGCGUGAGAAAGUACCGGAAAACUCGACCUCGAUUAUCCAGCCCAUAUAACAACUCAAGGAUGGCUGUAUUCACGGUAGCGCAUCGGCGCACAAUAAACCGGCACAUGUGGCUCGAUAUGUUCUACAAAUGUUGGAUAUACCGCUGCCACGACAUUCGUUUCACGAUCUCGGUCCGAGUGAUGGCUCGUCAGGCAAUGUGCCUCGGAUGGCUCGAAACAUGUACAGCGUGUAGACCCUGCUUCAUGCUCGAUCGGAGAUAUUGUGGGAGACUGCAGGACGGAUCCUCUCUCAGAUUGGAGACUCGGCUGGCUUUAUCUCGCGACGGAGUGGCAAACCCCGUCGUGACCCUAGCAACGUCCGUGCAAUGGACGUCGGCCUCGCUGAUCUACAUGUAUCGUUAAUGACACUAUGAUCAACGUAAAUGUAGGCAGAA